AAUGGUCGUCAAGGUCGUCAGGAGGCUCUACGGUCUGGUUCAACGCAUACGAUACUAGUAUGCCGAUCCGAACAGCCCCAAUACCAUCCUACAAUCCUUGAACCAACACAGGCCGCCCAAAAAUAUCCUUCGCCCUGUAGACGAUUACCAGCCGAGCAAUUUCGACGAACUCGCAUGUCUGUUCGUCCUCCAAGAGGAAUACGGUCUCAAGAGCUUCUUGCAAAUGCCAUACUUCACAGAGCAAUAUCUAGACUUCGUGCUCGUAUGCCUGGAGUACGACGAUGGGCCGGGGCUUCAGAGGCGGUCGGACUGGCGCCAACCCAGCCAACCUAGCGCCGAGGAGAUUAUGACAGAUAUUAUCCCGGGUGUCUAUAAGACUGGUGAUGACGAAGUGCGCCACUACAAGUACGCGCCGUUGGACUUUGAGGAGAAGGAUGAUUUUACAGUACUCGAGCAGUACAGCUAUCUGGUCUGCUGCCUUCUUUCGGACUACAACUGCUUCGCCGUGUUCGAAUGGCCCCAUGAGAAAUCUGAUGACCCCGACAAGAGUAUGCGCCGGGGUAUAUUGAAGAAGCUGAUAUGGCUCGUCCGGUAUAUCAUAUAUCAACGCGAGAAGAUGAACCCACAUUGGACGAUCAGGGAACUAGAGAAGCAGGCUUGUGGCAUCUGGUGUCAAAGUUAUCCACUGGUUUAGCACUGCCUGAGGUCCCCUGGUACACUAUGAAAAAUUGAAAAGCGACAGUUUUGGCAAGCCUGAUUACUCUCCAGACUACCCCAGACGGUGUUGAAAUG
Molecule: messenger RNA, 792 nt
Organism: Mytilinidion resinicola
Lineage: Eukaryota; Fungi; Ascomycota; Dothideomycetes; Mytilinidiales; Mytilinidiaceae
Exons: 1
Coding region: 224-694 (156 amino acids)
Source: RefSeq, a predicted model, not a curated record